ACANAACACCCUGUCACAAGUUCAAAACACACACACACACACGCAGUUUGGAGUGUGUCAAUUUGAGAGAGAGAAAAAUGGAGGCGAGAAGCAUCUUCUAGGGAGACUUCAAAGAAUUAGCCCUUUAUCUGUGCUGGGUAUUUAGAGAAAAAAAAAAAGUUUUUCUUUUUUAGUUGUUGCAGCUUUUCUUGAAAAGCUUCUGCAGCUUAAGCGCAACAGCUAAAGAAGUUUGGUAGAAGUUAUUAAGCUAUAUAUAGAGUGGACAUCGAGUCUUCGUGUUGGCUGCUUUCAAGGAGGGUAAUUACAUAGUAAUGCUUAGAAGUUAGAAGAUGGGGAAGAAGGGGAGUUGGCUUUCAGCCAUCAAAAGGGUCUUCACACACAGCUCGAAAGACAAACCAACUGUUGGAUCGGAUAAGAAGAAGAAGAAGGACAAAGGAAUUCGAAGGCCCGAAAAAAGCAAAUCAUUGAUUCCCCUGUUCAGUGAGCCGAGCAGCAUCGAGAAAAUUUUAGGGGAAGCCGAUCAACUGCUUAUUAGGCCUAAUAUUACAAAUAUUGUUACUACUUAUGAUGAUAGUACUAAUACAAAUGUUACUAAUAAUGCCAUUACACGUUCAUCUUCGAGUCCACCAAUUUUACCGGCAAGACCAGUCUCGCCUAGAGUUCCUUCACCGAAAGCCACUUUCUCUCCUCCUUUGAAGGCUUUAACAAGUGGGGUCUCAUCUUCUUCUUCUUCUUCAGAGGCAUUUAUUCCUAAGGUGACAACAGAAAAUAAAAAGGAAAUUACGAAUUUGCCGAGGCCGGAGCCCACUUUGGCAGACCAAAACCUCUCAGCUACUAAGAUCCAGGCUGUGUUCAGGGGUUACAUGGCGAGAAGAAGCUUCAGAGCUGCAAACGGUUUGGUGAGACUUCAAGAAGUGCUUAAGGGCCAGAAUGUGAAGCGGCAAACGGCAAAUGCCAUGAAACAAUUACAGCUGUUCGUGAGGGUUCAUACACAAAUUCAGUCACGAAAGAUACGAAUGUUGGAAAAUCAACGGCAAGAUUAUAGGAACCGUAAUAAAGAUCUCGAGAGUACCCUCAGCAAAUGGACCAACCAACUGUCUGAGAAUGAGGAUUGGGAUGAUAGCUUGUUAACAAAAGAGGAAGUUGAAGCAAGACAACGGAAGAAAGCUGAGGCUGUUAUAAAACGAGAGAGAGCCAUGGCCUAUGCAUACUCUCACCAGUCGUGGAAAGACAACCCAUCAUCGUCCCACGGCCCUCUCGACCCCCGAACCAACGGGUUCCCUUGGUGGUGGAACUGGCUAGACCGCCAGCUCACCGACUCGAAAGACGCCCCCCUAACCACCACUCCUCCUCCUCCAAGUGGGCCCACUUCCGAACGCGGGCCGAGCCACCGGGCCCACAACAACAACGGGGAAUCCUCGACCCCACGGUCUUCGAGGUCUCGUUUCCCGAUGAAGGACAAUGAUGAUGACGGCAGCUUCGUGAGCUGCCCACCGUUUUCCGUGCCGAGCUACAUGAGCCCGACUGUCUCGGCAAUGGCCAAGGCGAGAAGGUUCGCGGGCACGCGGCCCGAAAGCGGGUCGGGCCGGAGGUUCUCUUUCCCCCUGACUCCGAAUUCGGGCCGGUGGGGGAAAGUGGGGCCCACUCAGCACGACUCGACUCGUUCAGUUGGGGAGUUUAGUGUGGGUUCGGCUACUUCUAUGCCGGCUUUGGUUGGGAGGAAGCCGUUUAACAGAGUCGUGUGAUUCGUCGAUGGUUCUGCAAAGGCUACUGAGCUUUUUUUUUCUUUUGUUUAUUUU
Striga asiatica is the source of this 1799-nucleotide messenger RNA. Lineage: Eukaryota; Viridiplantae; Streptophyta; Magnoliopsida; Lamiales; Orobanchaceae. The record is from the annotation of a GenBank genome assembly.